Messenger RNA from Entelurus aequoreus (snake pipefish), 2755 nucleotides. Its product is annotated as elongation factor G, mitochondrial-like. The record is from RefSeq and is a predicted model, not a curated record. Lineage: Eukaryota; Metazoa; Chordata; Actinopteri; Syngnathiformes; Syngnathidae. The coding region runs from base 113 to 2359 and encodes 748 amino acids. Gene Ontology annotation, biological process: mitochondrial translational elongation. Gene Ontology annotation, molecular function: GTP binding; translation elongation factor activity; GTPase activity. Gene Ontology annotation, cellular component: mitochondrion. The transcript has 18 exons.
UUUCCGUACAACCGGAAGUCCAGUUUCACAACCGGCAGCAAGCUGAGCGCCGGAGUCCGGCGUGACAUUCAGCCGCUGUUGGGGCCUGACCUGUCUGUGUGUGCCUGCCAACAUGACACUUCUUCAAAAGGCACUUUCUUUGACAAAAAGGCGACAUCUCGCUUCAGGAGGUGUCACUAUUAAGAAGGUGCUCAUCAACAGCUGCCGACCAUGCUGCUCAGCUGUGCUCCCCAAUCACAUGAUUCGCAACAUCGGCAUCUCCGCGCACAUCGACUCGGGGAAGACCACCUUGACCGAGCGUGUGCUGUAUUACACGGGGAGAAUAGCGGAAAUACACGAGGUAAAGGGGAAGGAUGGCGUUGGAGCCACAAUGGACUCCAUGGAGCUGGAAAGGCAAAGAGGCAUCACCAUCCAGUCAGCUGCUACCUACACAAUGUGGAAGAACCACAACAUCAACAUCAUUGACACACCAGGUCACGUGGACUUCACCAUCGAAGUAGAGCGAGCGUUGCGAGUGCUCGACGGCGCCGUGUUGGUUCUCUGCGCCGUGGGUGGGGUCCAGUGUCAGACGUUGACGGUGAACCGGCAGAUGAAACGCUACAACGUGCCCUUCCUCACCUUUAUCAACAAAUUGGACCGCAUGGGCGCCAACCCUGGACGAUCUCUGCAGCAGCUGAGAACCAAACUGAACCAGAAUGCAGCCUUUGUGAACAUCCCCAUCGGCCUGGAGGGGAACAUGAGUGGCAUCAUCGACCUUGUAGAGGAGAGAAGCUUGUAUUUCGAAGGACCUUUUGGUCGAGUCAUCCGCUAUGACGAGAUCCCAGCAGACUUUCGUGCGGAGGCAGCAGACCGGAGGCAGGAACUGUUUGAAUGUGUCGCCAACGCAGAUGAAGCCUUAGGAGAGAUGUUCUUGGAGGAAAUAAUUCCAACCACUGAUGACUUGAAGGCUGCAAUCCGCCGGGCCACAGUGCAGCGUCUCUUCUCGCCAGUGCUGGUGGGCACGGCGCUGAAGAACAAAGGUGUUCAGCCUCUGUUGGACGCUGUUCUCGAUUUCCUGCCCAACCCCACCGAGGUCAAAAACUACGCUACCCUCAAUAAUGAAGAUUCCAGUGAGACAUCAAAAAUCCAGUUGGCCCCGACAAGAGACUCCACAAACCUCUUUGUCAGUCUAGCCUUCAAACUGGAGGCGGGUCGAUUCGGUCAGCUGACGUACAUGAGGGUGUACCAGGGAUGCUUAAAGAAGUCAGAGUACAUCUACAACACACGCACAAACAAGAAAGUGCGUGUGCAGAGGCUGGUGCGCCUACAUGCCGAUCAGUUGGAGGAUGUGGAAGAGGUGUAUGCAGGUGAUAUCUGUGCUCUGUUUGGUAUUGACUGUGCCAGCGGAGACACUUUCACUGCCAAGACCAGCCAUAGCCUCUCUAUGGAAUCAAUCCACGUCCCAGAUCCGGUCAUUUCUAUGUCCAUGAAGCCAGCCAACAAGAACGACUCUGAUAAAUUCGCUAAAGGCAUCAAUCGUUUUACCCGGGAAGAUCCUACGUUCCGUGUUCUUUUUGACUCGGAGAGUAAAGAGACCAUCAUCUCGGGCAUGGGAGAGCUGCAUUUGGAGAUCUACUCCCAGAGGAUGGAGAGAGAAUACAACUGUCCCUGUGUGAUGGGAAAACCUAAAGUGUCUUUCAGGGAGACGAUCACUGCACCUGUACCGUUUGACUUCACUCACAAGAAACAGAGUGGAGGUUCCGGUCAAUACGGUAAAGUUAUUGGCGUUCUUGAGCCGAUGGAGUCGGAACAAAACACCAAGGUGGAGUUUGCAGACCAGACUAUGGGAACCAAUGUCCCAAAGCAGUUUAUUCCGGCUGUAGAAAAGGGCUUCAGGGAGGCGUGCGAGAAGGGACCCCUGAGCGGCCACAAGAUCUCAGGUGUCCGAUUCGUCCUGGAAGAUGGGGCAAAUCACAUGGUGGACUCCAACGAGAUCUCCUUCAUCCGUGCAGGAGAGGGCGCGCUAAAGCAAGCUAUGGAAAAGGCCAACGCCACCAUCCUGGAGCCCGUCAUGUCGGUAGAAAUUGUGGCACCUCAUGAGUUCCAGGGCGCGGUUAUUGCAGGCGUGAACCGUCGCCAUGGCGCCAUUACAGGGCAGGAUGGUUCUGAAGGAUAUUUCACCUUGUACGCCGAUGUUCCACUCAACGACAUGUUUGGCUACGCCACCGAACUACGCUCCUGUACUGAAGGGAAAGGCGAGUACACCAUGGAUUACAGCAGAUAUCAGCCCUGCCUGCCAAGCACACAGGAAGAACUCAUCCACAAAUACCUGGAGGCUACAGGCCAACUGCCUGCUAAGAAGAGCAAGUGGAAGAGCUGAGAACUUUUUUAGCAUUUUGUGGACUUGAGUAUUACAGUAUGCAUUUCCUUCAAGUCAGUUUAAGUCAUUUAAUUAUGUGGAGAGCAAGAUCGAUCGUCUCCCUUUGUCCAGAUUCCUCUGUAAAAUCGCAUUUAUUGUAUUACCGUACAUGUUUAGAAUCGUUAGAAAACAGCAUCCAAAAAAUGGUGGUUAAAUAGAAAAUCAUAGGAAGCAUACUUUGGUUACUUAAUGAAUAUUCAUAAUUCAUCUACAUACAAUACAGGCCAAACAUUUGGACACACCUUCUCAUUUCAAUGCCUUUUUCUUUAUUUACAUUGUAGAUUGUCACAUCAAAACUAUGACACCUGUGAAGUGAAAACCAUUUCAGGUGACUACCUCUUGAAGCUCAUAGAGAGA